Messenger RNA from Salarias fasciatus (jewelled blenny), 942 nucleotides. RefSeq names its product olfactory receptor 52L1-like. The record is from RefSeq and is a predicted model, not a curated record. Gene Ontology annotation, cellular component: membrane. The coding region runs from base 1 to 942 and encodes 313 amino acids. The transcript has a single exon. Gene Ontology annotation, molecular function: olfactory receptor activity; odorant binding; G protein-coupled receptor activity. Gene Ontology annotation, biological process: detection of chemical stimulus involved in sensory perception of smell; G protein-coupled receptor signaling pathway. NCBI's taxonomy places the organism in Eukaryota, Metazoa, Chordata, Actinopteri, Blenniiformes, Blenniidae.
AUGAAAAACUUGACUAAAGGGAACUCUUUCUACCUGUCUGAAUUCUCUGGAAUGGAGGACCUGAAGUCACUGUACUUCUGCGUCUUCUUCUUCAUAUACAUGAGCAUCGUCGUGGAGAACGUCGUUUUGAUCGGGGUGAUUUAUCGUGAAAAAACCCUGCAUGAGCCGAUGUACGGGCUGCUGUGUAACCUGGCUUUGAACGGCGUGUACGGCGGCACGGCCCUGCUGCCCGGCGUGCUGGCCAGCAUGCUGUCGCACUCACACAAAAUAUCUGUGCCGUUCUGCCAGGUGCAGGUCUAUGCCAUACACACUUACGCCAUCAUUGAGUUCACCAUCCUGGCGGCGAUGAGCUACGACCGCUACGUGGCCAUUUGCCAUCCACUGUCUUAUCACAGAAUCAUGACGGAGAGGCUUGUUAAGCUUGUCGUUUUGAUGUGGUUUUACCCUUUGCUGGCUUUUCUCAUUGUUUUCGGCGUCACUGUGCAGCUGCCGUACUGCAGGAGAACCGUAGAGAAACUGUACUGCCUCAACUACCUGCUGGUGAGGCUGGCGUGCGCGGACACCACGAUCGCCAACACAGUGGGGCUGGUGUCUGUGGUCCUGUACACAGGGCCGCAGCUCAUCAUGAUUUUUUACUCGUACGGCCACAUCUUGAGGAUAUGCAUCACGUCGUUCAGUGAAUCCAAAUUCAAAGCCCUUCGGACCUGCACCCCGCACCUGCUGUCAAUAGUCAACUACUCUUUCGGAUGCUUCUUUGAAAUAGCGCAGGGCCGAUUCGACAGCAGUCACAUGUCUUACCAGACCAAGCUGUUCAUGUCUCUUUACUUCUUAAUAUUCCCGCCGCUGCUCAAUCCCAUCAUCUAUGGUUUAGGCAUCGAGCUCAUCCGGCUGCGGCUCCUCAGGCUUUUCAGCAGAAAAAGCAGGCAAGUGCAAACAAAGUAG